UGAUACUCAACUAAAGAAGAGGAAUCAUAUACCCUAGAAAAGAGCCCCCAUUAAAAAUCAGUGGCUCAGCCUCACUAUCUCCCAUAAAUUAAAGCAUUUUUUGUCUACUUCCUUCUCACCAUCUUCUCUUUGUCCAAAAAGGCUUUUAAGAGUUAUUCCAAUCUUUCUGCACGCUUUCAUAGUAAUAUCUUUAGUUUAUAUAUGUUUAUGCAAGGCCUGGUUACAUCUCUGCAGGUCAAAACAAGAACCAAGUAAAGAAGAAACUAGAAACAGAACCCAAGUACUAGUUAACAAAACACAAUGUUCUUGAACUACUCAAUCUUAUUAUACUAUUAUUAGUAGUGAGUAGUACUAGUACUCAACAAGAGCUUUGGAAAAAGAUUCAAUCUUUCUAACAUUCUGGCCUUGAAGAAUCAUGGGUAUUUCACCAUUUCUCUUGAAUCUUUUUCUAGGCUUUAAUCUUUGUUUUUACAUUCCACUUGUUUAUGGAACUGAGUCAAGUGACAAUGAGAUGAAAGCACUGAUGGAAAUGAAGAGUGGUCUUGACCCAGACAACAGAUAUCUCAGUUCUUGGUCUGGUGUGGGCCACCCUUGUGAUGGCUCAAUGGAAGGGGUGGCUUGCAAUCAGAAUGGGCAAGUAGCUAACAUUUCUUUGCAGGGUAAGGGUCUGUUUGGCAAGCUCUCACCUGCUGUUGCUCAGCUCAAGAGCUUGACUGGGCUGUACUUGCAUUACAAUUCUUUGUAUGGAGAGAUACCAAGGGAGAUUUUUUACUUGGCUCAGCUCACUGAUCUGUAUCUUAAUAUGAAUAAUUUCUCUGGGAACUUGGCUCCUGAACUUGGAAAUAUGGUUGGCUUGCAAGUUUUGCAGCUUUGUUAUAACCAGUUCACUGGUAGCAUACCUACACAAUUAGGCUCUUUAACGAAACUCAGUGUUCUUGCUCUGCAAUAUAAUCAGCUAAGUGGUGCAAUUCCUGCAAGUUUGGGGGACCUAAGAACGUUAGCGAGGCUGGAUUUGAGUUCUAAUAGGCUUUUUGGAUCAAUUCCUGCGAAGAUAGCAGAUGCUCCUCUUCUUGAAGUUCUAGAUGUUAGUAACAACAAUCUAUCCGGAAUUGUACCUCCUGCUUUAAAGAGAUUAGUUGAAGGAUUUCGCUAUGUAAACAAUCCUGAAUUAUGCGGAGCUGGCUUUUCAACAUUAAGAGUUUGCAGUGCUUCUGAUCACCUGAAUCAAGAUUUACCUGAGUCUUAUGGAGGCGUACCUAGUCUCUCCAAAAAGAAUAUCCCAGAGACCGCGAAUUUGAAAUUAAACUGUAGCGAAGCACGUUGCUCAACUUCAUCCAGAACUCCUCAAGCUUCGAUUGCCAUUGGGGUAAUUGUAACUCUUAUCGCCCUGGUAGCUGUUGGAGUUUUGACCUUUGCUAUGUAUCGUCGCAGGAAGCAAAGACCAGGUGCUGCAUUUGAUCAUUCUGAUAGCCGUCUUAGUACUGACAACCCCAAAGCGGUGCAUCGGAAGAAUGGCUCUCCUCUUAUCAGCCUUGAAUACUCUAGUGGCUGGGAUCCCCUGGCUGAGGGUCGUCGCUUUGGUGGGUUCUCCCAGGAGAUUUUGCAGAGUUUUAGGUUCAAUUUGGAAGAGGUUCAGUCAUCUACUCAGUACUUCUCCAGGAAAAAUUUGUUGGGCAAGAGCAAAUUUGCAGCUGUCUAUAAAGGAAUUCUAAGAGAUGGAUCAGUUGUUGCCAUAAAGAGUAUAACCAAAACUAGCUGCAAGUCAGAGGAAUCCGAGUUCCUAAAAGGACUAAACGUUUUGACUUCAUUAAGACAUGAAAGUUUAGUUAGAUUGAGAGGAUUUUGCAGUUCAAAGGGCCGGGGCGAGUGUUUUCUUAUUUAUGAUUACGUUCCAAAUGGGAAUUUGUUGAGCUAUAUUGAUGUAAAGGAGGAUGGUCAGGUCCUUGAAUGGUCUAUUAGAGUUUCUAUCAUCAGUGGUAUUGCCAAAGGCUUAGAAUACUUGCAUGGAACCAAGGUAAACAAGCCUGCUCUAGUCCACCAAAACAUAUCAGCCAGAAAUGUCCUAAUUGAUCAGAGAUUUAAACCUUUGCUUUCUGAUUCCGGGCUUCACAAGCUUCUUACUGAUGACACUGUCUUCUCAGCACUGAAGGCCAGCGCUGCUAUGGGUUACUUAGCCCCUGAAUAUGCCACAAUUGGCCGCUUUACAGAGAAAAGUGACGUCUUCGCAUUUGGGGUGCUUGUUUUACAAAUCCUUUCUGGUAAACGGAACGUCAACAGCUCAACAAGAGCUGCCGCAGAAUCAUGUGUAUUUCAUGAUUUUAUUGAUUCAAAUAUCCAUGGAAGAUUCUGUGAGCAUGAAGCUGCAAAACUUGCAACACUUGCUCUGCUAUGUACCCAUGAGUCACCAGAGCAGAGGCCAUCUAUGGAUGCUAUUGUGCAAGAACUUGAUACCCUUGCAAGCUCUUCCUGAAUUGCAGUUAAUAUUCAGCCAUUCCCCGCAGUAUUAUUAGGAAGGGGUUGGUCGAAGUGAUUUAAUGUCUAACUAUUCAUUAGUGAAGGAUUUUUUUAGUAAUUGUUGUAUCAUGCAAUGCCCUUUUGCCUAGGGCUAAGCUCACCUGUGAAUGUUGUUGUAGUCUAAAAGCUGGUUGCUUAGUUGGGUUAGAUCAAUGAAAAUUUUCACUUUUUAUCACAA
Daucus carota subsp. sativus is the source of this 2692-nucleotide messenger RNA. Its product is annotated as somatic embryogenesis receptor kinase 1. The transcript is spliced from 4 exons. Gene Ontology annotation, molecular function: protein kinase activity; ATP binding; protein binding. The coding region runs from base 416 to 2470 and encodes 684 amino acids. NCBI's taxonomy places the organism in Eukaryota, Viridiplantae, Streptophyta, Magnoliopsida, Apiales, Apiaceae. Gene Ontology annotation, biological process: protein phosphorylation. The record is from RefSeq and is a predicted model, not a curated record.